AUGUAUAACAUGAUGGAAACCGAGAUCAAGAGCCCGCUCCCGCAGUCCAAUUCGGGCUCCGCUGCGGGCAACAAGAACAACAGUGCCAACGACCAGGACCGGGUGAAGAGGCCUAUGAACGCUUUCAUGGUGUGGUCCCGUGGACAGCGGAGAAAGAUGGCACAAGAGAACCCAAAAAUGCACAACUCUGAGAUCAGCAAGCGGCUCGGUGCAGACUGGAAACUUUUGACCGACGCAGAGAAGAGACCCUUCAUCGACGAGGCCAAGCGUCUGCGCGCCAUGCACAUGAAGGAGCAUCCGGAUUACAAAUACCGUCCCCGCAGGAAGACCAAAACCCUGCUCAAGAAAGACAAGUAUUCUUUGCCAGGAGGACUUCUGGCGCCAGGUGCCAACGCUGUUAACAACGGCGUCUCGGUGGGACAGCGGAUGGACAGUUAUGCUCACAUGAAUGGCUGGACAAACAGUGCGUACUCCCUCAUGCAGGACCAGUUGGCCUACCCUCCGCAUCACAGCAUGAACAGCCCUCAGAUCCAGCAGAUGCACCGGUAUGAGAUGGCAGGGCUCCAGUACCCCAUGAUGUCCUCGGCGCAGACCUACAUGAACGCAGCGUCCACGUACAGCAUGUCCCCAGCAUACACGCAGCAGACCUCCAACGCCAUGGGCUUGGGCUCCAUGGCAUCCGUGUGCAAGACUGAGCCGAGCUCACCUCCACCGGCGAUUACCUCCCACUCCCAGAGAGCGUGUUUGGGGGAUCUGAGGGAUAUGAUCAGCAUGUACCUGCCUCCCGGUGGAGACGGCGCGGAUCACUCUUCCCUUCAGACCAGUCGGUUACACAGUGUACAUCCGCACUAUCAGACCGCGGGGACUGGCGUGAACGGAACGCUACCCCUAACCCACAUUUGA
Salvelinus namaycush (lake trout) is the source of this 903-nucleotide messenger RNA. RefSeq names its product transcription factor Sox-3-like. The transcript has a single exon. Gene Ontology annotation, biological process: regulation of DNA-templated transcription; anatomical structure morphogenesis; cell differentiation. Lineage: Eukaryota; Metazoa; Chordata; Actinopteri; Salmoniformes; Salmonidae. The record is from RefSeq and is a predicted model, not a curated record. The coding region runs from base 1 to 903 and encodes 300 amino acids. Gene Ontology annotation, molecular function: RNA polymerase II cis-regulatory region sequence-specific DNA binding; DNA-binding transcription factor activity, RNA polymerase II-specific.